This is a messenger RNA of Colletotrichum godetiae, 600 nucleotides long. RefSeq names its product sym-1. The coding region runs from base 1 to 600 and encodes 199 amino acids. Gene Ontology annotation, cellular component: cytoplasm; mitochondrion; membrane. Lineage: Eukaryota; Fungi; Ascomycota; Sordariomycetes; Glomerellales; Glomerellaceae. The record is from RefSeq and is a predicted model, not a curated record. The transcript is spliced from 3 exons.
AUGCUCGGCUGGUAUCAGGCAAGACUCGCGGCUCGCCCGCUGCUCACCCAGAGCAUCACCACUGCCAUCCUCUUUGCGACCGGUGACAUCACCGCCCAGCAGCUUGUUGAUAAGCGCGGCCUCGAAAAGCACGAAUGGGCCCGCACAGGCCGCAUGGCCCUCUACGGCGGUGGUAAGCUCCACCUCACCUUACCUGCACUCAGACAACUCACACGCGACGACGCCUUCAUGGCCGACACUGACCAAUUCUCUCCAGUCAUCUUCGGCCCCGUCGCCACAACCUGGUUUAAGUUCCUGCAGAAUAACGUUGUCCUCAAGAACAAGAACGCCGAGAUGCUCGCCCGCGUCGCCGUUGACCAGGGUGUCUUUGCCCCUGUCAUGAUCAGCGUCUUCCUCUCCUCCAUGGCUACGCUCGAGGGCGGCUCGAUCAAGGAGAAGCUCGACAAGAACUACAAGACGGCACUCACGUCCAACUACAUGCUCUGGCCGUUCGUCCAGGUGGUCAACUUCAAGUUUGUGCCGCUUCACCACCGUGUGCUCUUCGUGAACGUCAUCAGCAUCGGCUGGAACUCGUACCUCAGUUUCUUGAACAGCCAGUAG